AUGGGUAAAAGACUAUUUUACCCUCUCUUGGCCAAAGGCCACAUCGCUGACCAAACCCUAAAGUCAACGGCCAACCCUUGGUCGAAAUCAAAGUCCUCAGUCUAAGUCAACCCCUGACUGACCCUACUCGCCGAGUCAACCCUGUGACUCGUCGAGUUCCCAUAAUCAGAACUUCACUCAAUCUGCGACCUAACUCGCCGAGUCACCCCGAGACUCGCCGAGUCCAACAACUCUGAGUCCACUCGCACACGACUCACCGAGUCAUCCCUCGACUCACCGAUUCUCGACUCAACCAGAGAAUAUUUGGGACUCUUCGACAAGACUCGUCGAGUCCAAGAACAGACUCGCCGAGUUGUUCAUACAACUCGCCGAGUUCCAGGCCAUCUUCAUCCAACUCGUCGAGUCCACCCAUGUGACUCGCCGAGUACCGCCGAUCUGAAUACAUUCCGAAGCAUUCCAGGCCAUGCAACUGCUCCAAGACAUAGAUCUAGCCUCCUACCACUCAUCCAUCACGUAAAGGGCAAACUUUACGUGAAUCCAAAGAGAUCUAAGCCGUUUGCACAUUGGGGCUAGGGUUUGGGACAUGCAAGCUUCACUAAACACUCCAACACAGGGACUUUCAUGCUCUCUGAUUCUUCUCCCUUCCAGAUCUGAGGUAGCAACCUCAGAUCUAACCUCUAGACUUCCCAUUUCAUCCAUAGAUAAUUUCUCACAAAUCCCAAAAUGAAGAAACAACAUAACAACAGGCCAAAAACGAGAUAUUACCUCUAAGUGAUGCCCCAACUGCAAUGCAAUUCGAAUCCAAGCAAAGCCCCUUGCUCCAAGCCUUCAAUCUUCCCAAAAUUCCUUCAACCAUUACUUCUCCAAGCUCCAAUCCACUCAACAAUGGUGCUUCUCCGCGAUUUAGGGUUUUCUGGGGCUCAAGGGGUGAUAAAGAGGCUGGGAGGAAGACAUAAUGAUCAUUAUAUAAGGCUCAACCCCGAGAAUUAAGGUUUUCUCCACUCAGCGCCUACUCGCCGAGUCCAAUACACUGACUCGCCGAGUCGGCCACUUAACACGCGACCAAGUCGCAACUCUACUCGCCGAGUCCACACAUGGACUCGCCGAGUCGCUCUUUCCCAAUUUACUCUUUUAGCCCUACAACUCUACUCUUGGUAUUUCGGGAUGUUACACCAAGUACUCUACUCUUUCUAUCAUGUGCUACUCAUAAGUGCCUCGCUGCUAUCUAAAUCACUCUUAAGCAUCUCUAGCAGCAAAACCCCUAGACUAAGGCAUCAUAUAUCAGGCCACUCUAGUCCUAAUAAGAAUACCUAGUCUACUCUAGCAUGCAUAUCGUAACUCAUCAUAUAGCAUACAUAACAUAUCUGGUAAUCACUUAUUAGGAGGGUAUUUUGGGAAAUCACCGUUCGGGCGUUGGUUGAUCGUACACACGGCUCUGCUCUGUUUGUCUCAAAACUCUUUUUACUCUUUUUUUUUAAAAUAUUAUUUUUAUUUUUAUUAUUAAAAGUUUCCUCAAAUCCCCAGUUUGAGUUCAGAUACGCCCGAAGAUAUAUCUGAGUCUCUCAAACCAAGGCUCUGAUACCAACUUGUAACGCUGUAAAAAAAAUUUUGAACAAUUUUUCACUUUUGAAACCCAUGAAAUAUCAUUUGAAACCAUAAACAAAUCAUUGUAUCAACAUUGUAUCAAUACAAAACCCAAGAUCUAUAUAUAUAUAUAUAUAUAUAUAUAUAUAUAUAUAUAAUAUAUAUAUAUAUAUUAUAUAUAUAUAAUAAUAUAUAUAUAUAUAUAUAUCCCUUAUUCUAAUAAAACAAUCCUUUUAAUCCACGUGGCAUCUCUCAGCCCAUAUUUUUACAAAGUUAAUUACCUAUUUUGCCCUUUUCCCAUUUGUUUUCCAGCAAUCACUUCUAAUUACAUUGUCAAAUUGAAUUACAAAUCGUCUAUCAGUAACGAUAAUCUCUCCCCCAAUUUUGUCUUCUGUUUUUGGGAACCAAUCACCUUCUAUCUUUCCAGCUCUUUUUAAGAAGCCCUACAUCAACGUAGUUUAUAUAAUUUGAUCGUCACUAUUGCGUUGAUGGUUCUUCCUCUAUAUCGAUCGACGGUUCUUCUUAUAUGAUGAAGAAUUAUACAUCUUAGAUGAUGAAGAAUCCAACAGUUGUAAAGCCCAAUUUCAAGGGUAUUCUUUGAUAUUGUUCAGGUUUGUAUUUUUCAUUUUAUACUUUGACUCCCAUUGCUAAAUCAACUAAUUUGUAGGGUUUUUUUUUUUGUUGUUCGACUUCAUUCAUGGAGUUUCUUCACGGACGGAAUUUGAUUUUGUUUUUUUCUGGUGUUAUAUUGGUUGAAGGAGUUGGAAGCAUCAUGAAAGGUAUGCGUUUUAGGCAAUAAUUACACCACGAACCCCUUUUGCUUAUUUUCCACUUUCUUAUAUUUCCUUCGGUAUCAGAUAGAAUUGAAGCUCUCACCACCACCAUCAACCUAUAUACCGUUGCAUCUCACUAACUAAUCCAUACUUUUAAUCAUCAUAUUCUUCUCCUUCUUUCCAUCUUUGUUAAUACAUUUAGGAUCAAAUAAAGUGUUGUUCCUAUUCACUUCGUUGUUUUCGAUCAUCUUUUUUCCAUGGGUUUUUAGUGCAUCAUCUCAGUUAAGAUUGAAAAAUAAUGAGACAUGGGCUUUGAAGUUUGAGUGGAAAUGGAGGAUGAGUUCAUCAAGAAUCUUUUAAUGCCAAGGUUGGUUCCGUUCUGAAGCAUAUUCCUUCUCUUAUGUGACGAAACCAUCAUCGUCAAUUCUCUUCUCCAAAUUUCAAUCUGGACAACAGCCUUCCAAUCUGAAUCACUAUUCCUCCCCUCAUUGGGUAUGAUCCUUAAUUUUAUGAUUUAUCAACUUACAACACAUCUUUUUUGUAUAAUGGAUGUUUUAACGGAUUAACUUAGUGGGAUUAGGGUUAUUGUAAUUCUUAUCAACACAAUAAUUUUAAUCAAUGUUGUCUUCCCAAAGGUCAUCAUAUAUAAUCUGAAUCACUAGCUUCUAUCGAGUGGGCAUAUAAAGGGUGUUUGAAUGUACCUUUUGGAGGUGAUUGUGAUAUUGCAUAGUUAUAAUCCCAUAACAAGCCAUAAUAAAUUAGUUAUUAUAGAGUGAUUAUGUAACUGUGGUAUUGAAUAACUAUAACAUUGUGCUGACAGUGCUAUGAAAGUUGUAAUAAUCACUUUAAAUGGUUUAGAUGGAUUGAAAAUUCUGAUUAUCUAAAAGUAUUAGACAUAUAAUUAAUUUUAUUCUACAAUUGAUGAUUAGUUUCAUUGCAGGUAUUAUCAAAGUAAUUGUUCAAAACUGAAUAUUUGAGCUCUAAUUGUUAAAUGCUUUAUUAACCUAAAAACUUUAACACAUAAUCUCGAUUUGCUAAAGGCUUUACUGAAUUCUAAUAAAUUCCUAUCUCAAAACAUCGAAUCCCUGACUUCUGUCCAACUUUCUAAUCUAAAAUCAUAAGAAAGUGAGUUUUUAUAAGUCUUGUUUGAUUCUUUGAGAUUAAAAUGAGAUGCAUUUAGAGGUUUCUUCUACCUUUUGAAGUUCAUUAGUUGAUAUAAUAACUUCAUGCAAAUUUAAGAAUUGCUUUUAUAGUUUAGCAUUUAGGAUUCCAAUAAAAAAAUUUGAAGAAUAUUUCUUUGACUAAAACGAAUAAUUAUAGUAGGUGGAUCUAGAGUGGUAACAGUUGAUUCAGAAGCUGAAUUUAAUACCUUACUUUGUAAUAUUCAAGGUAACAUACUGAUUAUAUGUGUUAUAUGUAUAAUGUUUAUACUUAUGGUUUUUAUAAUGUGACCAGAUGAAUCUAUCCCAACGGUCUUUUAUUUCACUGUUGUCUGGUGUGGGCCACGUAAGGAUUUUAUUUUUUCUCUCUCUCUCUCUCUCUCUCUCUAUAUAUAUAUAUAUAUAAUAUAUAUAUAUAUAUAUAUAUAUAUAUAUAUAUAUAUAUAUAUAUAUAUAUAUAUAUAUAUAUAUAUAUAUAUAUUAUUUUCUCUAAUGCAUCGUUGUUUGCUAUAGGAAUUGAGUUCUUAAACGUACUCUUCAUUUUAUCUUGUUUUACACUCAAUGUCAAGUAUAUAUUUUUUUCUUUCACGCGUAGGUUUGUAGCUCUUUUUAUUAGGGAGUUGAGUGAGUAAUCCACUAAUGUCACCACUUAUAAGAUUAAUAUUGAUCAAGUUAACGCACCUUCAUACUUCUAAGUAUUUCAUUCAUUUCAUAUAUCUCGGUUUUUAGUUUAUGCAAAAGACGUUAAUGCCCUUCUUAUUCCCAUCAUUGAAAAAGCCCGACAAUGUUAAUGAAUUUGUAUUUAUAAAAGAUAAGUAAAGAAAAGGUUUCAUAAGGUAGGAUUUUUAAUUAUGAAUUUUUAUUUUAUAUGUUUGUAUAUGUUCAAUUGCGCGAAGGUACGGGGAUGCAUUGGCAAAGUUAA
Lactuca saligna is the source of this 4439-nucleotide messenger RNA. The record is from the annotation of a GenBank genome assembly. NCBI's taxonomy places the organism in Eukaryota, Viridiplantae, Streptophyta, Magnoliopsida, Asterales, Asteraceae.